CACACACACAGGCCCUGCCACCCCCUGAGGGCUCAGUCCAUUCCUAGCUGUGAGGGAACCCAGACAUCUCCUCCGACUAAGCUGUGGCCAGCGUUGGGCAGGCAGGAAAGGUCAAAUGUCUGCCAGCCUAGAAUGUUCCAGACCUGCCCUGGCAGACCCCCACCAUCCUGCCUGUUUCCUGGCAGAGUCUCCUCCAGCCCCGUCCCUGGGGUCUUCCACGUCAGCGGGUUUCCUGGGCCAAGGAGCCAGGUGCUGAGGGUGGCUAGUGUCCCUAGUGACAGUCCAGCCCCCAGGGCCUCUCCCAAGCCAGGACUGCCACCACUUCCUCCCCAACUUGCCACACUGCCUCUGGUCAGGUAUCUGGCUGCUCUCUGGAGUUUCUGGAACCUGUGGGCUAAGCUUCAUUUGCUCACUGAUCGUUCAUUCGUUCAGUUAUUUGUUCGUUCAUUCAUUUGUUCAUUCAUUCAUUCAAUGAACACUUAAAUGGGCACCUCGUCUGUGCCAGGUACCGUUCUAGUCUCCCAAGAACACAGCAGUGAAGAAAAACAGAUCCUGGGCUGUAUGGCACCUGUGUUCUGGUGAAUAUAAGGGAUCUCGUACACCUACACUCCUAAGCGUGUGCACACAGGCCGCUCACACACGGAGCCACCAUCGCUGCCCCCAGCUUGGUCAGUGCUGACUACUGCUGAGGGACCCCCUGGGGCCCAUGCAGAGCCUCUGUCGUCCUGUGGAAGGAAGUAGCAUAAUGAACAGCGAGUGGACAAACAGGAAAGGGUGCGGAAGUUCUCACAUUCAGCCCCCUUCCCCUCUGGCCACACUCCCGCAGGAAUCACACCCUCGUCCCCCGCCACCCCCAGGCAGCCCGUUCCCCGUGGAAACAAAUUGGGCAUCUCCUGCUCCUGGGCAAGCAACCUCUCGGACUCAUCCGUGACCUGGAGGCUGUCAUGCCAAAGUCCCGGUGUUACUGUGGUUGUCACAUGAGGAACAGGCCAGUGAAGAACAUCGGUGCCGCCAAGGCAGGAACUGCGGAUGGGUCCAAGAGGCUGGGACUGGGGCAGGAAGCAAUCUGCAGCCAGCCAGAGCGCCACGGCGGGGCAGGGAAGGCAGCGGGGGGAGGGGGGGGACCCUCCUUGUGUCUGGGGAAGGUGUGGGGCGUGGGAGGUGGGAGGGGCCGUUCGAGGCCAUCUGAGCUGGAAGUACCCACCCCCACUCCCAGCUGCCCCCUCUGAAGUCAUUUCCCACCUCCCCCCCCCCCACACCUGCCUUCAGGGCUGGAGCGAUGUCAGUCCCAGAAGCAAAUUCCUCCCUCCCCCUCCAAUGUCACCUCAGAUGCCUCAAGCAGGUCCUCUGGGAACGGGAGUGGGCUUCCUGCAGGAUGCUGGGGGUGUGGAGCUCGGCAGAAACAGCAGAAAAUGCAGAGAGGCUGCAGGGGAGAGAAGGAUGGAAGUCAAUCCUCCACGUGCUGGUUUACAGAGGACUCUGGGCCUUGGGGCCGGGAAGCAUCCUGCAUUUGCUGGGAUGGAGGAGAGAGCCCCUUCCCCAGAGGGGCCCAGCUCCAAGCCUGAGGGAGCCCACAAGGAGGAGGGAGGGGGUGCUGGGGUGAGAUGGAAGCUGCGAACAAGACCCCAGCCAGAGGAGGAGCUGGGAGCAGGAGGCAGGUCAGCUCUGCAGGGUGAGGCGUGCCUUGGGGAGCAGACAGUGGCAGUGGGAGGGCAGAGGAGGAGAGGGGGUGGGAAACCAGCAGGCGCAGGCCGGUGCCUCUCUCUGGACCCUGUCCCCUUCCCAGUCAGCAACAUCAUCGUCCUCUCAGCAGCGAUCAUGUACAUAGUGCUAACUUUUAACCUCCCCCCACCCAAGCAGAGAAGACACAAUUGCUACCCUCUGGCCCCCAUCAGGUGUGGAUACCAAGGCUUGGAAAAGCUACAUGGUGUGCUGCAGGCUGUCCCUCUGCCCCAGUCGAGGAGGAGGAGUGGUUCACGCUGUGGUCUGAAGCAGCUCCCCUGGAGUUGUCAGUGAACAACCAGAAUGACUGUACUUGACGAUCACCCAGGGGAGAUCCUGGUAUUGGAAGGAUACCAAGUUGGAAGCCAUGGCUCUGCGUCCUGUGCCUCCUCCACCCGGGAGGCCAAUGGAAAUAAAGACAGCUGGUUCAAAAGGGAGCCCUCGAGGCGGUGGCCCUUUUUGAAGAGGCUCGACUCAAUGACAUCUGACAUUUCAUCCAUUGAUCUGCACAGUAACUAUUGGGCAUCCACUGAAUGCCAGGCUCUGUGGAGGGAAUCCGGGCUCAGCCAGGUGAAUGAAAUCCCUGGGGUCCCCGAGCCAGCAAGCUAGAGGGGGAACAUAGGCAAGACCCACAAACCCCAGCGGCAGUCAGCUCGCCCUCAGACACAGAGACACCCAGCUCACCCACGGCCAGCCGCAGAUGCGAGAGGACCCAAGGACCACCCUGCUGAGCCCAACCCACAUUUUUGACAUGCAGAAUCAUGAGCUACAUAGAUGGCGGUUGGGGCCCCUACAUCUGGGGCUAGUGUUACACAGCAGUAGCUAGCUGAUACAGUGUCGGCCUGAGGGAAUGAUGGCGAAAAUGACAGCCAUCUCUUGCUAGGCCCAGUUCCAAGCUCUCGGCAGAGAUCACCUCACUUAAUCCUCCCAGUGGCUCUGAGAGUUGGUCCUUGGCUCCUCACUUUAUAGGCGAGAAAACGGAGGGCCAGGAAGACCAUCCUUAUCUCUGGCCACCUGACCAGUUGGGGGGAAGAGACAAGAUUGAAACCCAAGUCUGUCUUCAGGAGCUCAGCCCUGAGUCACCUUCGCAGACGAGCCUCAAUGUCAGCGCGAGUCGGCAGCAAGGAGAGGGUGUAAUGUAUUCUGCACACAGGGGCUGACGUCACUGAGAAUGUUCUCAGCCUUCCGUUCCCCAAGAGUUAUGCCCCGCAUCCCGCCCUGCUCUUGUGUCUCCCCCAGCCAGUGGCUCUAAUUCCGGUGUGCUUUUAGGAAGACAGACAAAAGCACAGAUGUGGGGAUCAUUUAUCUCUUUUUUCAUUCAACCUCCUAUUUAAUCAGCAAAUAUUUCUUGAGCACUUGUCAUGGGCCCCUUUCCAUAAUGUUCUUUCUCCCAUGACAUUUCCUGGGCCCGUGUCACAUGACAGCCCCUCACUCAGCACAGGUUCUCCUGCUGGCGACUCUGUGGUCGUUGGGAUCACCAUCCCCCCCGCCCCCCACUUCACAGAUGGAAAAGCUGAGCUUCCCCACCCCGUGGUCAGCUGAGGCCACCUACCCGCUACAUGGCCAGGGCAGGAUCCCACUCGGGUUUGCCUGACUUCGGCAGGCCCUCUGCUUUCUCCGUCACCACAGUUGUGGCUUUUUAUAAAGGGAUUUUGAAAUC
Messenger RNA from Mustela lutreola (European mink), 3382 nucleotides. RefSeq lists its product as uncharacterized. The record is from RefSeq and is a predicted model, not a curated record. Lineage: Eukaryota; Metazoa; Chordata; Mammalia; Carnivora; Mustelidae. The transcript has 3 exons. Bases 1030 to 2016 code for a protein of 328 amino acids.